Mesorhabditis spiculigera is the source of this 219-nucleotide messenger RNA. Lineage: Eukaryota; Metazoa; Nematoda; Chromadorea; Rhabditida; Rhabditidae. The record is from the annotation of a GenBank genome assembly.
AUGCUAUCCGAGCUCGUCAUCGCAUCGACACUGCUAGUAAACUCCUUUGCUGUGCUGAACUUUAAGCUUGGGAAGCCUGUGCAAGACGCCAACCACUUCAUUCUAGAGACCGAGAACAAGUCUGUUGGAGAUCGCGUCCGCGAAUUCCUCCUUGCUCUCCAAUACUUUCGCGUAUUUAUUGCGCUUUGGAACGUCUUCCUCAUCUUUUUGAUGAUAGUG